AGGGGGCGGCGGGGCGCGGGCCGGAACAGCCGGGGGCAGCUGGAAGAUUCGAACCGCCGGGCCGGGGCGCGCGGGGCGCGCGGCGGCGGCCAAUCAGGGCGCGCGGGGCGCGGGGGCCGGCCCGCGGCCCCGCCCCCGGCCCCGCCCCCGGCCCGCGGGACCGUCGGCGGCGCGGCGCGGCGCGGGGCGGCCCGCAGCGCUCCGGGGCCACCCACGGCGGGGCCGCGCCGAGCGGCAGCGUGCGCCCCCCCCGCAAAAAAAAUACCGGCACCCCCCCCCCGCCAUGUCGGUGAACAUGGAGGAGCUGCGGCACCAGGUCAUGAUCAACCAGUUCGUGCUGGCGGCCGGCUGCGCCGCCGACCAGGCCAAGCAGCUCCUGCAGGCGGCCCACUGGCAGUUCGAGACCGCUCUGAGUGCGUUUUUUCAAGAAACUAACAUUCCCAACAGCCACCACCACCACCAGAUGAUGUGCACCCCCAGCAACACCCCGGCCACUCCGCCCAACUUCCCGGACGCGCUCGCCAUGUUCUCCAAGCUGCGGACCUCCGAAACCCUCCAGAGCAGCAACAGCCCCAUCACCUCCAUGGCCUGCUCGCCGCCGGGCAGCUUCAGCCCCUUCUGGGCCUCGUCGCCCCCCAGCCACCAGCCCGCCUGGCUGCCGCCCUCGUCGCCCACGGCCCACGGCCUCCACCACCACCUGCACCACCCGGCGCCCGCCUGGCCCCCGGGGCCGCAGCCCGGCGCCCCCCCGCAGAAAGCCGUGGCCACAAUGGACGGGCAGAGAUAAGACUCGGCCGCCGGCGGGGGGUGGCGGGCAACGGGGCUGGGGGGGCAGAGAAAAGGUUCGGGAGAUCAGGCCAGGGCAUCCGGAGCAGGGGGGUUCCUGAGAAACGCACUGGAAUCAUUUUCUAGGGUUUAUUCUUAUUUUUCUGGGGGUGGGGGGGAGGUCACUGGCCCACGACAGCCUCCUUGCGAGAGUCGCUAACUGGUCUUUUCUCCUUUUUUUUUUUUUUUUAAUAUAUAACUAUAAUAUAUAAAUAUAUCUAAUGUAUAUAAAUCCAGAGAGAAUGAGCAACGGACGGGUUGCCGAUGGGCUGGGAGGCGGCGCUGCUCCGCCGCGCGGGAGGGGGGCACCGCGCAGGCCCCCGGCACCGCUCCAACGCGCCGGGUCCCAGCGAUGCAAGAAAGGGAGGGAGGGGAAGAGGAAAAAAAAAACCAAAUCGGUGGAUUUUCAGCACCUCUGGCUGCAACGGUGCUGCGCCGGCCGCGCAUCGCCUGCGCGACGCGACUCCUUCCCGCGCCCCGACGCGACGGUGGCGGCUCUGGAUUUUCCCGGACGCUCGUUGCUGUGACUCAAACCAAGCGACCCUCCUUCGGCAUCCAAAAUUCAUCCCGGCUCACCGCGCAGACGCCCCGGGAUCCCGCUCACCGGACCCUCCCCGUUGCCGCCGCCCAGCCCUGCCCCAGAGAUGCUGUCGGGAAGCCGAGCUGGGGGCUGUGAUUUAACAAGGUGAUGCCCCCCCGCCGUCCCCGCGGCCACCGCUCACAGGCCCUUCCCAGAGGAGGAGGAGGGAAGGGGGGGAGCUGAGGGGGGCUUUUAGUUUUCAAAUCAAUCUUGCUUAAAAAAAAAAAACAAAACAAAAACACAACAAAAACAGGUUGAAGGUUUUUUAUUAAUUUAAAAAUAAUAAAAAAAAAAAAUCACUUUUUUAA
This is a messenger RNA of Dromaius novaehollandiae (emu), 1713 nucleotides long. It is a transcript of the gene UBALD2, whose product is annotated as UBA like domain containing 2. The record is from RefSeq and is a predicted model, not a curated record. Bases 284 to 787 code for a protein of 167 amino acids. The transcript is spliced from 3 exons. Gene Ontology annotation, molecular function: protein binding. NCBI's taxonomy places the organism in Eukaryota, Metazoa, Chordata, Aves, Casuariiformes, Dromaiidae.